AUGGCGGAGGAGGGCGGCAACAUCAAAGUCGUCGUCCGAUGUCGACCUCUCAACUCGCGCGAGCUCGCGCGCGGCGCGAAACCGCUCAUCCGGAUGCAAGGCAACCAAACGCUGCUCGACCCGCCCGAAGCGGGCUCGGCACAGGCGAGCGCGGCGUCCGGGCGCGCGACGGAGCGGAAGACGAUCCCGUUCACGUUCGACAAGUCGUACUGGUCCGCCGGCCCGCGGGACGAGCCCGGGUACUGCUCGCAGCAGACGCUGUUCGACGACCUCGGCGUCGAGCUGCUCGAUCACGCGUUUGGCGGGUUCAACGCGUGCAUUUUGGCUUACGGACAGACGGGAUCGGGCAAGUCGUAUAGUAUGAUGGGUUAUGGCCCGGACAAGGGCAUCAUCCCGCUCACCUGUCAAGAGCUCUUCGACCGCGUCGACCGCAAGAAAGCCGCGGACCCGAACGUGACCUUCACCGUCGAAGUCUCCUACAUCGAGAUCUACAACGAGAAAGUGCGCGAUCUGCUCAACCCGAAGAACACGGGCAACAUGAAAGUGCGCGAGCACCCCUCGCUCGGGCCGUACGUCGAGGACCUGUCCAAGCUCGUCGUGAACAGCUACGACGAGAUGAUGACGCUCAUGGACGAGGGCAACAAGGCGCGCACGGUCGCCGCCACCAACAUGAACGAAACAUCGUCUCGUUCACACGCGGUGUUCACGCUGCUGCUGACGAUGAAGCGGCACGACACCGACACCAACCUGGACACCGAGAAGGUCUCGCGUAUCAAUCUCAUCGAUCUGGCCGGUUCGGAGCGUGCCAACUCGACGGGCGCGACGGGCGUGCGCCUGAAGGAGGGCGCGAACAUCAACAAGUCGCUCACCACGCUCGGCAAGGUCAUCGCCGCGCUCGCGAGCCAGAGCGAGAGCAAGGGCAAGAAGAAGAAAGGCGACGACUUUAUCCCCUACCGAGACUCCGUCUUGACAUGGCUGCUGAAAGACAGUCUGGGCGGCAACUCGAAGACGGCGAUGAUCGCCGCGAUCUCCCCCGCUGAUUACGACGAGACGCUGAGCACGCUCCGGUACGCGGACCAAGCGAAGAAGAUCAAGAACAAGGCGGUCGUGAACGAGGACCCGAACGCGAAGCUCGUGCGCGAGCUCAAGGAGGAGCUCGAGAUGCUCAGAGCGCGCGUCAGCGGCUCCGUCAGCGAGGAGGUGUACGACCCCAAGAUCCCGCCGGAGAAGCAGAAGGUCACCUACCAGGCCAAGGACGGCACGCUCAAGACCGUCACCAAGGCCGAGCUGCAGGAGCAGAUGGAGGCGAGCGAGAAGCUCAUGCAGAGCUUGAACGAGACCUGGGAGGAGAAGAUGCAGCGCACGCAGGAGGUGCAGAAGGAGCGCGAGAAGGCGCUCGAGGAGCUCGGUAUCAGCGUGGAGCGAGACAACGUCGGGGUGCAUACGCCGAAGAAGAUGCCGCAUUUGGUGAACCUUAACGAAGAUCCCUUGAUGAGCGAAUGUCUCAUCUAUCAGCUCAAACCUGGACGAACGACGGUCGGCAGGAUGGACAGCGAGAAACCGGCUGCUAUCCGGCUUAGUGGGGAGAGCAUCCUGGAGGAGCACUGCUACUUCGAGAACAACGACGGCAAGGUGACGCUGCACGCGUUGGACGAAGGCGUUACGUUCUUGAACGGGAAGCAGAUUGUCCCGAAUCAGCCGUACAAGCUGCGAUCCGGUUUCCGAAUCAUCCUAGGCGAGCAUCAUGUCUUCCGGUUCACGAACCCGGAAGAGAUCCGCCGGAAGCGCGACCGUGCCGAGCAGCGGUCUAAGCUCCAGCUGAGCAUCUCCGCUGCUGAUCUCGAGGCUAGUGUAGACUCGCCUGCCAUGCCGCCAGACUCACCGGCGUCGUCGGCGGGCCCGGACGACAUCGACUGGUCUUUUGCGCGGCGGGAGGCGGCGCUUGCCAAACUCGGAAUGGACCCCACGCUCGACAACCUCCCGGAUGAGGAUCUCAACAAGCUAUUCGACAAGAUCACGAAGGUGAAGACAAUGCGAGACCAUACCAAAUCGCGGCCCGAGAGCAGCCUGAGCGUGACGGACAACGACUUUUGGAGCGAGAGCGGGCGACCGGUGCCGAGCGAACUCACGGACGACACCAGCGUGGACGCCAUCCCGAGCCACGGUAGUCCCGAGCUGGACGCCGCACAGAAUCAGCUCGAGAACCGGCUAACGGCGAUCGCGGAGACGGUGGAGGCGGACGACCUCAAGGCUGGCGAGGCGGAGGAUCUGAAAGCGGAGAAGGAGCACAUGGAGCGGCAGAUGAAGAUGGUUCGGGCGCAGAUGAAGCGGUUACUGGAUGCUCGGGCGAGAGGCGAGAAUGUAGACGAGCUGGAGACCUUCGAGCCAACGCUGUACACCGCGAAGCAACUUCGCAUCAUCCGUAAGGUCCUCGACAAAUGGAGAGCACACCGCUCGUUCUCCAUGGCAGAAACCGUCCUAUCGAAUGCCGUGCUAGUGAAAGAGGCCAACGUUAUCAGCAAAGAACUCGGAAAAGCCGUGUCAUAUAACUUUACCGUCGCUUCUGGCGGGUCGCUCUCCGCCCCGGUCUCUUCCAUCGAUUCUAUCGCCGGUUUAGAUGAGUUUGGAGACGUUGCCGACCCGCAAUUGGCAUCGAAGACGCAACCGGCUGUUGCCAUCAAAGUGCUGGACAAAAGGCAUAACGCUAUCUACGUCUGGUCCUUGGAUCGCCUCCAGCAGCAGCUCCAGCGCAUGCGCAACCUGACUACCUUUAUCGACCGCCCGUCGUAUUCCCGCCAUUUCUCGACCGAAGAGCCUUUCUAUGAUGUUCAGAUCCCCGAGCAUUCCUUCAUUGGCAACGCCCUGAUUUCCCUUGCUCCGCUUACUCGGAAGUUGGCGUUUUCUGCCGUGGUGCCGAUCUUUUGCAGGUACACGGCCGAAGCAAUCGGAUCGUGUCGUGUAGAAGUCAGGAACGUCAAUAUCACGCUUGCCAGCAGACGCGGUUCGGCCCAGAAUACUCGGUCUGCCACGCCCACUACGCCGACCAUCUCACCCGGCAGCAAGCUCACCUUCGCGCUCUCGGUGGACACAGUGAAGGGGUUAUCUCCGCAUGACUUCUCCUCUGUGCAUCUGCAAGUCCGGCUCUCAGCUUUCGUGGGGCCUUCUUUGCCCGCCGAGGAGGUAUUCACAUCUUCCGCCGUCGACAUCAAUGCUUCCUCCUUGACAGAACUAAAGUUCCGGCGAAGCUUCUCCAUCGCCGUGACUUCCAAGGUGCUCGCGUAUAUGCGCCAAGGUUACGCUCCUAUCGAGUUCUUUGCUGCACUGAAGCCUACUUAUAUCGAACGAAUGGAGCGUUGGGAUGAAAUGCGGGAUCAGAAGAGCUACGUACCUACGACGAACGGCACCGCUUCGCCUCCCCCUGCGGCGGAUCCUCGGCCCGGCCCAGUUUUACCUCCCAUGCGUCGCUCAGAGACCGACUUCGUCGUAGAACAGCUACACGACGUCAUCGUCUGGCUGCAGAUAUGUGAACUCUCCCCGGAUGGCAGUUACAUACCCGUUCCGGUUGUCGCUCAGGGCGACCUUGAUCCUGGGGCUUGCUGUCUCCAUCAGGGUCUCCAGCGGAGGAUUAUUCUGACGUUGUCCUCGAGCUCGGGGCGGCAGCUCCCGUGGACUGACGUAACGAGGAUACGGCUAGGGAAUGUUAGGUUGUUGGAUGCGAAGGGACGCGUACACGAGUCGAUGGCGAAAGCGCUCAUCACGUUGCCGCUCUUGCAGCAGCAGGCGGUCGAGUUCAAGACUGAUGGAACGGGCAUACUGUCGGCGACGGCGUCCUGGGACUCGAGCGUGCAUGACUCCACACUACUGAAUCGUGUAACCGCCGCGAACCAACGGAUCCUGCUGCAGGCGACGUGGUCGGUCGCAGUGGAGACGUGCAGCGAACCUGUCGAAUUCUCUAUGGACGUUGCGGUCACAAUGCAGACCCGCGACGCGCGUCCUCCUUCGCGCUUCCUGUCCUUCCUCGGAUCCACAAAGGUCCUGACCAAGACCAGCAACGUCUUCAAUGUUCGCCUUACGCCGCCCUUGACUCGCUCUGCCAAGGAUUUAUGGCGUUUGGAUACCGCGGAGAAGUACGUCAGGGGGGAGGAAGCGCUGGGUUCCUGGAAACCCAGAGGGAUCUCGGUUGUGGAGGACUACUCGAGGCUCAUUCGUACAGAAGAAAGGGCUGCAGACGUACAAGCCAUCCGCGCCAUCCUUAAUACCAUACCUCCUCGGCCGCAGCUGGUAGAACGAGAUGUGUGGGGCUCCGAAGAUCUAUUGAGGAAAGCGAUUGAGCUAUGGCAGAAACGAUUUGGUCACCCGGGUUCUAUUGUUUUAAGCCAAGAACCCGCCGUUGAGGAGACAACAGUACUGUCGAGCAGAUCCAGUCAUUCUGACGUCGACAUCGAUACCCUCAAGCUCAUAUCUAACACCAGGUUGAUACCCCGCAGCGACGCCCCGACCAAAAAAGGGCAUCUGAUGCUGCUGGUGGAUGCUGCCCAGAACACUUGGGAGAGGAGGUGGUUCGUUCUACGACGACCAUAUUUGCAUAUGUACAAGCACUCCAAUGAGCUAGAAGAAGUCGGGAUUGCCAGCUUGAGCGGCGUUAACGUGGAAAGCAAUCCAGAGAUGGAAUACCUCUUUGGGAAACGGUUCUGCUUCACUCUGUUCACCGCGUCAAACUCGUACGCUCUUUCGGCGCCGAACCUCAAGGAAUUGCAAUCAUGGACAUCGAAACUUGAUCCCACCCGUCUUCCUAGUUAAUCAUUACGACACCUUCACGACCUCUCUUUCUGCGUUUGUCCUCUUUGUUCUACGUUCGUCGCCGUGCUUUGCUACACUACCAUCGUAUUUUUACUUCAGUUAUCCGGUUGCAUGUAUACCCUUCAUUGCAGACACGCUCACACUGGGAACCACCAC
Molecule: messenger RNA, 4956 nt
Organism: Punctularia strigosozonata HHB-11173 SS5
Lineage: Eukaryota; Fungi; Basidiomycota; Agaricomycetes; Corticiales; Punctulariaceae
Product: kinesin-domain-containing protein
Exons: 22
Coding region: 1-4800 (1599 amino acids)
Biological process (GO): cytoskeleton-dependent intracellular transport; microtubule-based movement
Cellular component (GO): kinesin complex; microtubule
Molecular function (GO): ATP binding; microtubule motor activity; microtubule binding
Source: RefSeq, a predicted model, not a curated record